Xenopus laevis (African clawed frog) is the source of this 2343-nucleotide messenger RNA. It is a transcript of the gene p2rx1.L, whose product is annotated as purinergic receptor P2X, ligand gated ion channel, 1 L homeolog. The record is from RefSeq and is a predicted model, not a curated record. Gene Ontology annotation, biological process: purinergic nucleotide receptor signaling pathway; excitatory postsynaptic potential; response to ATP. The transcript has 14 exons. NCBI's taxonomy places the organism in Eukaryota, Metazoa, Chordata, Amphibia, Anura, Pipidae. Bases 468 to 1739 code for a protein of 423 amino acids. Gene Ontology annotation, cellular component: postsynapse; membrane; plasma membrane. Gene Ontology annotation, molecular function: ATP binding; monoatomic ion channel activity; extracellularly ATP-gated monoatomic cation channel activity.
CGCGUAUUGUUUAAGCGCAACUGUCACACAUGUUCUCCCCUCAGGCUGGGACGUUGUCAGGCAGCAGAUAAUGACAUGCCCCUCUGACUCCCCUCCUAAUGGCUCUACUUAUUAUUCCCUUCAAAAUUCCAGCGGAUUCUGUAUUGCUAAUUUGCUUAGUGUGUCAGUAAGUGGUGUGGGCUGGUUUAAAGGCAGUAAAUGAUGCCUGCUGAUUACACGCCCCUCAAGGAGCCACCCAUAUAGGCUUACCAUGCCGCCCGUGUGCUGCUACUAGUACUGAGCAGCGGGGUCACCUCAUGCUACUGACUGAGCAGGGCACAAACUAAAGACACAACUACAGAGCCCAGCCCCAAGGGAUACUGCGCCAAUAAGGACUUGCUAGCAGAUACUAAGGAGCCCCACCCGUGCCUAUAUACCGGGAGAAGUUGCAGCAGUUCUGUCUUAUCGUGACGGAGAGAAGAACUAGAAUGGGGCUUAAAAUGAAGGAAAAAGUUUCCAACUUCCUGUUCGAAUAUGACACCCCUAGAAUGGUGCUUGUCCGGGACAAGAAAGUGGGGCUGACAUUCAGGAUGAUCCAAGUGGGAGUGCUGGCCUACAUUAUUGGAUGGGUGUUUGUCUAUGAGAAAGGUUACCAGAAUGUGGAUGGCAUCAUCAGCUCUGUCUCAGUUAAAAUAAAAGGCUUAGCUGUUACAGAUCUACCAGGCGUUGGCACAGAGAUCUGGGAUGCAGUGGAUUAUGUUUUCCCACCACAGGGUGACAGCUCAUUUGUUGUGAUGACUAACUUCAUUACUACUGCAGAUCAAAAGAUGGGAUACUGCAAUGAGCUCCCAGACGUAGCACCUUGUGAAACCAAUGAUGACUGCAAAAUCACAGCUUUUCGACAGAGUCAAGAAGAGACCAAUGAUCCAUCAAUGGGCCUGUCAGGUGUUAUGACUGGAAAUUGCACAACAUAUGACAAUAAAACCAAGUCCUGUCAAAUCUAUGCCUGGUGUCCAGUGGAAAAUGAUUAUACUGUUCCCAAGCCUCCAUUACUAUCGCAGGCUGAAAAUUUCACUCUGUUUAUUAAAAACAGCAUCAGUUUCCCUAGACAUGAAGUUACUAGACAGAAUUUAGUGGAGUCAGUAACUAGCAGCUAUUUAAAAAAGUGUAUUUAUCACAAAGAAACGGAUCCGCUGUGCCCCGUCUUUCGAUUGGGAUAUAUUGUGGAGCAAUCGGGUCGGAAUUUCAGUGAACUGGCCUACAAGGGAGGAACAAUUAGCAUUGUAAUUGACUGGCAGUGUGAUCUUGAUUGGCCCGUGAGGUACUGUAAGCCUAUCUAUGAAUUUCAUGGACUACAAGAUGAGAACAAAGUCUCCCAAGGAUUUAACUUCAGGCAUGCAAGAUAUUAUAAGGAAGAUGGAGUAAGUAAAAGAACAUUAUUCAAGGUGUUUGGAAUUCGAUUUGACAUUCUGGUAAAUGGACAGGGUGGGAAGUUUGAUAUCAUUCCAACAAUGACAACCAUAGGCUCGGGAAUUGGUAUAUUUGGAGUGGCAACUGUUGUGUGUGACCUGAUGUUGCUGCAUGUUCUUCCAAAAAGGAACUAUUAUAAAGAGAAGAAAUUUAAACAAGCUAAAACAGAUCAAAAGGAUUCACAAGAAAAGGUGGAAGUCUAUACCUAUUCCCAGAAUGGACAACAGCUUAAUUCCAGCAGCUCAGAAAAUGUCUAUGAUACACAGUUAAAUACAUACAAUUCCUGUUAGGCCAACAGAAAGGGGCACAAAGAUGGAUGAUUGAAUAAACCUAUGUUUUAGUUCGUUGAAGAUCUGCAACAGAACAUGCCAAAUUAAGGAACACCAGGCGCCUUCAGAACUAUGAAGAAAGAAAUACUUCAUAAAGAUCACAUAUUUUGCUGCAUCACAACACUCGUGACACGCUUUUCAAAUGGAUUCUAUAACAGAUUAAGAUUAUCACUGUCAGAUAACUGAAUGAUCCGUAGGAUAAUAUCAUAUGCAGCAUUUAGCCUGUGUUUUAUCAUAAAAUGUGGAGAAUCCCAUUCCAUUUCCACCACUGUCCAAAACCUUUGGGUUUCAGCAUUUGAGGUGAAUGUGAGACUUUGUUUUGUGUUAAGUUUGACUUUGACCUAAAUUUUCUAAAUCUGAAUGUAUGCUGUGGUGUUUGUGGGUCUAAUGUUAAGUUUAUCAUUUAUGUUUUAGUCUUGUGUAAGAUGAUGUUCAAUUUUUUAAGACCUAUUUACCAAAAUCUCAAAUACCAUUUUUUAAUCUUUAUUUAGUCGCCUGGCGAUAAAUCGUCUCUUCUUCGGGGCGACUAAUCUCCUUGAACUGCCUCUUGCCGGCUAGAAUCUAA